Molecule: messenger RNA, 1066 nt
Organism: Beta vulgaris subsp. vulgaris (sugar beet)
Lineage: Eukaryota; Viridiplantae; Streptophyta; Magnoliopsida; Caryophyllales; Amaranthaceae
Exons: 3
Coding region: 143-679 (178 amino acids)
Source: RefSeq, a predicted model, not a curated record
AUGCUGGUUUAAGUCAUAAACAACUCUAACAUAUCAUAUAUACUUAGUUUGAUGUAUUUAUAGGUAGAUUUGAUUGAAAAUACAACAUAUAGACUAGUUGGAACCAAAAUUAGUCAUUUUAGCCUAUUUUGAAAAACAGAACAUGUUUCACCUUCCCGACGAGGUUCGAUACAAGAAGCUCUACUUGUCUGCUCUGAACGUUAGAUGGAGGGAUUUUAAGAGCAAAUUGGUAUCUGGCUGGAUAACAAUGACGAGAGUUAGAUCAAAGAAAGAGAAGUUAGGUGAUAGUCCGCCUGACGUAUACAAGCACAUCAAGAAGGAGGAUUGGGCCACUUUCAAAGAAAAGAUGAUGUCAGAUCAUGCUAUAAAAAAGCGAGAAAAGGCGCUUGAGAGCGCAAAGAAGAACACACAUCAUCACCACUUAGGUCAGAGGAGUUAUGGAGAUGCUAGAGAGUUGUGGAGGCAGGAGAAAUUCGGUCCACCUAGUUUUGAUUCUGGAUCGUCUUCUAGUACACCAUCCUCCUCGGUGUCCUCUAGUUUUAACCGGGGUGAUGAUUGGUGGUGCGCGAUGCAUAAGAAAGAUCCUGUUACUAAACAGAGAUUCAUUCCAGAUGAGGAAACAAAGAAAGCAGCUGACAAAUACGUAUUUGGAGUACAAGGAGAAGCAAGCCAAGGGUGAGUUCAUUCCGGUUCGUAACAGAGACGCCCUUUUUAUGGCUCUUGGAGAGAAGCCAGAUCAUCCGGGUCGCUGUUACGGUUUUGGGGGUGUUAAUGUUGGCUAUACCAAGGCUUUUGGACACGUACCUCGUACGCACUAUAGGAGAUCGAUGAAGGAACAAGAGGAGGCACUCAUACAGAAAAUGAGUGAAAGGUGGAGGGAGGACAUUGCCACAUAUAUCCAGAAUGUGAUGAUUUCACCUUCACAUCCAUCUACCGGGCCAUAUUCUUCACCAUCUAGUGGGCCAUCUCCUUCUCAUGUACAUCCACCUACUCAGUCACCUGGGCUGUAUCAUUUUUUCCCUUCACCAUUUGCUAUGCCAUCUCCUCCUACACAGCCGACUCAGCC